AUGAGAGCUGUGUCAUUCUUAUCACCUGCCGUAGCUUUAUUCUUAGGAAUAACUACGGUCGUCGCUGCUCCCUCCGAUUCCCAGAAGCCAGGCUUUCCCAAGGGUCAGCCCUAUGAUGGAAAGGGCAAGGGGGGCCCGAUUCUAGGCGGCACCAACAAGGAGCUCGAUCUCCAGAAUCCUGAUAAUCUCGGCAGCCAGCCGACUGAUAACGGUGUCGUUCCCAACCUCAAAUGGAGCUUCUCCGAUUCCAAGACGCGUCUUCUGAAAGGCGGCUGGGUCCGGGAACAGGUUAUUCAAGACCUUCCUUCCAGUCACGAUAUCUCAGGCGCUCAGCAGCAUCUCGUCAAAGGAGCUAUUCGUGAGCUUCAUUGGCAUCGCGUUGCUGAAUGGGGCAUUGUCUAUAACGGAUCUGUUCUCAUCUCUGCUGUUGACGAGUUUGGUCGCUAUCAGGAAGAGGUUCUUAACUAUGGCGACAUCUGGUACUUCCCCAAGGGAGCAGCCCAUACUAUUCAGGGCCUUGCCGAUGAGAAUGAGUACCUACUAGUCUUUGAUGAGGCGGACUUUGAUAAAGUCGGUACUACGUUUAUGGUAGACGAUUGGAUCAAUCACACACCCAAGGAUAUCCUGGCCAAGAACUUCGGUGUCGAUCCCAGCGUUUUCGAAAAUGUUACUAGCCCUAAUCCAUACAUUCUCAACGCCGAUGUUGCGAAGAAGAACGUCACCAAUGGCCCUGCGGGCACUCUUUCUGGCAACAGCUCUUUUGUCUACCGUACUUUCGAGCAUGAACCCGAGAAGAUCGGCGGAACAGGUGGCAAGUUCUACAAGAUCGACUCGACUAAUUUCCCAGCAUCAAAGACUUUGGCAGCUACCUUUGUAGUUCUCAAGCCUGGGGGCCUUCGUGAACUUCACUGGCACCCCAACGCUGAGGAAUGGUUGUAUUUCCACAAAGGCCAGGCCAAGGCUACGGUCUUUAUUGGAAAUGCUGCUGCCAGGACCUUCGACUUUUCUGCAGGAGAUACGGCAGCCUUUCCCGACAACUCUGGCCAUUACAUCGAAAAUACUUCAAAGGAUGAGGAUCUUGUUUGGAUUGAGGUUUAUAAGUCUGAUCGCGUCGCCGACAUAUCAUUGACCCAAUGGCUUGCCCUGACACCACCUGAAAUUGUUGCCCAGACACUUAAUGUCUCCAUCAGCUUUGUGGAGACCUUGAAGAAGGAGAAGCAGGUGCUUAUUGCGUAA
Fusarium sp. VM40 is the source of this 1236-nucleotide messenger RNA. The record is from the annotation of a GenBank genome assembly. Lineage: Eukaryota; Fungi; Ascomycota; Sordariomycetes; Hypocreales; Nectriaceae.